GGCUAGAGUGGGCGGGACGUGAAGGAUGAUGGGGAAGGAUUCGAAUCCCGGAGGAUUUAAAUUGCUGGAGGAGAAUCCACCGCUGCCCAGUUACAAAUGAAGAUAAUUUAUUAAAACAUCACGCUAUGCAGAAAAAUUCCAAGAGAAACAAUAAUUUGAGAGUUUCUGACAUAGGAUUGAAUUCUGUGGAUGCUGAGAAGGCAAUAAACGAGAGUCAAAAUAACUUUGUUGAACUGCUGCCUCUAGAAGUCACUUUUAAAAUUUUCAGUCAGCUGGACAUUCAGAGUUUGUGCAGAGCUUCUGUGACAUGUAGGAGCUGGAAUUACACAAUAAGAAACAGUGACUCUUUAUGGAAGCCCCACUGCUUGACUGUAAGAGCUGUGUGCCAAAGAGAAAUAGAUGACGACCUAGAAAGUGGUUAUUCCUGGAGGGUAAUACUACUAAGGAAUUACCAGAAGAGUAAAGUAAAGCAUGAAUGGCUAAGUGGCAGAUACAGCAACAUAUGUUCUCCCAUUAGCCUCCCAGAAAAAAUUAUGUGCCCGAUGGAUGCAGAUACGUGGGGAGAAAUUCUAGAAGCAGAACUGGAAAGAUAAGUAGAAAAAAACUACAGUCAGAUCUUGUGACUUUGAAAUUUCAAAAUGUCUGUACUUACAAAAGUUCUGUUGAUAUUUUUUAUCUACCUUUUUAAUAUUUAACAUUUAAAAGUAAAACUUUAUUUUUGUUUUACACUUUAGUAAAAAAUAUUUUUUUGCUUUUAUUGUAAUGUGAAAAAAUCAUGAACUGUUUUAUGUAAGAAAUAAUAUACUGAUAGAAUGAUUUCAAAUGUAUUGUUUAAUGUACUUGUGUUGGUAUUUAGUAAGACUUUAAAUGUUAAGAGUUUGGUAUUUGUGUUUUCUGUUUAAUGAUAAUUCAAAAAUUUAGGAAGCAACUUGAAAAAACUAACUUAAACAAUAGACAUAAAUAAACUCAUGGGAGGACUACAUGAAAAUAAUAGCAAUAUAUUUAAAUGCAUAAUAAACUCACAUUUCAAUAACUUUAAAUUUUCCAUUCCAGUGGAAUCAAAUUGAAUUAUCAAAUUGUUAAAUGUUAAACCCGUGGUUUAGUUUAAAAUCAGUCUGAUUUUAGGGCUAAAGCUCAUCAGAUUAAGAUUUCCAUUACUUUCCUACAAACCUGAGAUUAUUCUCAGUGGCUGAAAAUGUGUGGAGAGUUUCCAAAGCACAAAUACCAUCAGAACUGCUAUACAAUAUAGUCUAGUAAAACUUCUGAUGGCCUUAGAGCACCAUCUAGUGUAUUAUUCAUUGGUAUAAAGACAAAGGACUUUCAGCUCCUUUUUGUUUUCUCCAUAUUUAAAAGAAAAUCAAAAUUAUCCUAAAGAAUCCUUGACACUUGACUUUGUUAAAGUUUAAAACUUUCAAAGAACCUUUAUUUCAACUUUUAUUUCUCUUUUUCGAAAGAGCAGAUGAUAUAAUAUUCCAUCAUAGUGUUCAUUAUGAAUCAGGUCACCACCAUGUUAAAAAGUAUUUACAAAACAUUUUAGUUGGUAUGGGGUUUUCUUCUUUAAGUGUUCUCUAUGGCACAAAAAUAAGAAUCCAGAAAACUAGAAUUUAAUCAGUAGGCAACUAAAAGAAAGAAUCCUAUACACUCUAUACAAAUUGCCAUUGUUGGAUCAAGCAGAAAAUGAGUGAUAAUCUUCUACUUACCUUUUUAGAGUUGGAAAAGGCCUUGAAAAUCAGGCAGUUCAGUUUCCAGGGCUGUACAAUAAUUUCAUCCUUCAAACCCUGUCAGUCAGCAAACCCAAGUUCAAAUACUUCUUAUAGGAUCCCCACUAUGUGACAGAACCGUCCUAUUGUAUGCUAGGAUAACUCUGAUCAAUAUCAGUUUGUCCUCAUUGAACUGAAGACCACCUUUCUGUAACAUUUGCGUAUUAGUUCAAUCAUUCUUUGAUUGCCACUGCUAACCUGUCUCUUCCUAUGUCUUCUCCACAACUUAUGCUAUUCAUAGAGCAUAAUUCCUGGACCCAGCAGUGUUCUCUUCUGCCCAUGUCUUCUUAACAAAAAUGUAAUUGGAAAGGAAGAGACCCUACUAAUUUUAUUUAAUAAGAGAUAAUAAGAAAGCACUUUGAAAUUAUUGGAAAAAUUAAAGCUUUAAAGCAUUUUAUGAAUAGCAUCUGUGUACAAUAGCAUAUGGACACAUAUAGUAGUAUCAUCUUUUGUAAUGGAUGUGAACUCUUGUCUUUGCCCAACCCUUUCACCAUCUAUUGCCUUCCUCUAUUAAUAGAGAUCACCCUAAUUGGGGAAAUUGUCCUUCUCACUUCUUCCCCAUGCUGUUAUUUACAGUGUCCUGUCUCCUUUACCUCUGUGUGAGUCUAGGGAUAGAAACAUGACCAAAACCACCCUCUUCCAUGAGUCAGAGGAAAAAAAUCCAUUUCCUCUUUACUGUUGAAAUGGUCCCCUGCCACGCAAAAACAGAUUAUCAUAAGAGAAUAUGGAGACAACAGGAAAGAGAAACAGCUACAGGAGAGGUCUGUUUGCAUUUGGGACCCUGGUUUUAGUCAUUCCCUGUCUGCGUACCUAAACUAACACAAAUUGAGUUUCAGCCUUUGCACUAAAAGCCCUACCUGAUGUAAUUUCCUUUGUUUAUUUGUCUAGGGGGUGAUAUUUGUGGUUUAGGUAAGUCUAUGUUUUUAAGAUAUCAAACCUUGAUUUGUCCAUAGUGCUUCUAAUUUUAUGUCCUGAAAACACUUCUUUGACUCUUACUUCCUCAUCAGUCAUUCAUUGCUCAAUCUGCUCUAAACUGACCUACACUCCACAUGAUUAAAACUGUUGUUAUCCAAGUUACAAAUGACUUAAUUGAUGAAUCCAUUGAAUGCAUUUUGGUUGUUCAGGUAUUUGACACCCAUAAACAUUCAGUUCUUAUAACUUCUAGGUUUGGGGCUAGAACCUCUUGGAUUUUUUCUUUGCUUAUUCUAACCAGUCUUUUCAGUUUCUUUCAAAGACUUACUUUCUUUCUGCUACUUACUACAUGUUGAUGUUUCUUAAGGAACAUCCUAGAUAAUCCCACCCACUCCUCCAGCAUCAACUAUGGCCAUCGUUGGUGCUGAUGAUGUUCACACCCAGGACACAGAUCAGAUCUGCCCGGUAGGCUCCAGACACCUGAAUCAGAACUCAUUCUCUCACAGAAAUAAUUGUUCUUCAUCCCAGACCUCAGUGAAUGAUGGGCUUUGUUCAGUAGUUACCAUAUUUUACUCUUCUCCAACAUUCUCCAUGUUCAAGCAGAAGUCAAGGUUUAGUGAUAUUAUCAUCCUAAUACCUAGGCAUUUCAAUCCUUCUCCAUAUUUAUCUCUGCUUCAUUACUUAAUUCCGAUCCUUAUCUGAAGUUAGGAUUACUUUAAUAACCUCUUAACUGGUGUACCUGCCUCCAGUUCUUUCCUCACCAGUAUAAUCUUUCUAAGUCCCCAAAUUAUCAUAUGACCUAACUUAAACACUUCAAUGCAUUCAGGUAAAGGUCAAAAUUCCCUGGCAAAGUUUGUACAGUUUCUAAUGAUGUGGUCUGACCUGUAACUAGCCUCUUAUCGCACCACUAUUCCAUCCUAUAACUUUUUAGUUCAGUGACAUCAAGCUAUGCAGUUCUCUGAACAUGUAAAUUCCCUCAAUUUUCUGCCUUUUGCACAGGCUGUUUGAUAUAUCUAUAAACUUCUUCCUUUGAUCCUCCAUGAAUUCUUUUCUUGGCAAAAUCUUUUGUAGAACUCAUCACCUUAGCCUGGAAACAGUCCUACCUACUACUGUUCUGGAUUAAGUGACCCUUUUAAGGUUUCUGUACUUCUUUGUUUAUACCACACUCAAAGCUGUCAUACUAUGCUAAAUUUUAUAUUUUCUUUUUCUGUCUCUUUAGACUGUGAAUUUCUUAAUGGCAGGGACCAUUUUUAAUUUAUUCUUUUGUAUUCCACACGGUAGUACUCCAUAGAUUUGUUAAAUUAUUUCUAUAGUUUAUUUAUUUUAAUUCUAUUCAAAAUAAUAAUAAAAUUCUUUAUUGUAAGUAAUUUAAAAUCUGCAUUGUUAUAGUAACAAAUUUACUAUAUUGUUAAUGGACAAGAUUGCAUUGAAUUGCAAGUACAAUGCUCAAGACAUAGGAGAUGUUUGAUAUUAUUGCUACCAAAGGAAUAAGUGUUCUACUCUUCUAUAAAGAUGUAAGACAAAAGUAGAAGUGUUUUGUUAUUUUUUUAAUAAACACUUGAAAAUAAA
This is a messenger RNA of Marmota monax (woodchuck), 4241 nucleotides long. It is a transcript of the gene Fbxo48, whose product is annotated as F-box protein 48. Bases 126 to 593 code for a protein of 155 amino acids. The record is from RefSeq and is a predicted model, not a curated record. NCBI's taxonomy places the organism in Eukaryota, Metazoa, Chordata, Mammalia, Rodentia, Sciuridae. The transcript has 3 exons. Gene Ontology annotation, cellular component: SCF ubiquitin ligase complex. Gene Ontology annotation, biological process: SCF-dependent proteasomal ubiquitin-dependent protein catabolic process. Gene Ontology annotation, molecular function: protein binding.